Molecule: messenger RNA, 156 nt
Organism: Eimeria necatrix
Lineage: Eukaryota; Apicomplexa; Conoidasida; Eucoccidiorida; Eimeriidae
Product: 60S ribosomal protein L39, putative
Exons: 3
Coding region: 1-156 (51 amino acids)
Biological process (GO): translation
Cellular component (GO): ribosome; cytosolic large ribosomal subunit
Molecular function (GO): structural constituent of ribosome
Source: RefSeq, a predicted model, not a curated record
AUGGGUUCCAUCAAGGGUUUGAACCUGAAGAAGCGGCUGGGGAAGAAGCAGAAGCAAAACCGCCCCAUUCCCCACUGGGUGCGGAUGAAGACAGACUGCAAGAUCAAGUACAACUGCAAGAGGCGCCACUGGAGGCGCACCAAGCUCGGCAUGUAA